UUAAAUUUUGUUAGUGAUUCACUUUUAAAACUUCCAUGAUUUUUCUUGUACGGUUCAUUAUAGCCGACACCAAAUUAUUUUGGGACCAAAGUUUUGUCAUUGAAAAUUAGAGGAAAUUAAGAUCCAGUGUACUCCUGUCUCCUGCCUCGCUGCUCCCCUCCCACACUCUCUCACCUCCAUUGAAGCGCACUCUGAAUUCUCCAUUGAAGCGCUUGCGAGCUUUCUCCUCCACUGAAGCAGCUUUCCAGCUUCUGAGGGAAAUUGGUGUAUAAUGAUUCAUUAAUCUGGAUAAAUUAAACCCAUUUGGUGGUUGAACUUGGGAAAUUAAUGCCCAAUGUGUUAAUGAGGAUUGCCCUGGUUUAAUUAAGAAAUUUUUAAGCAUCAAAUGAUGAAAUUUGUGGCGAAAUUUCGAUGCUUUACGGUGUUGAAGUCUCGGUUUUCAACUGUUAGAUAUAGCUCCGAGGUCUUUGUCAGCAGGCUCUCAUUUUACACAAAACAUGAUGAAUUUCGGAACAUGUUUUUGCAAUUCGGCAAGGUUAAAGAAGCUAAGUUGAUUAUGGAUAACAGAACUGGAAGGACUAAGGGGUUUGGUUUCGUUACAUUUGAGACAGAAGAUGAGGCGCAUAAAGCUAUUAAGGGUUUGAAUGGCAGGAUAGUUCAAGGACGACUGAUUUUUGUGGAAUCUGCCACAGGCACGAAGACUGAUGGAAUUGAUGCUGGAUCCAAUCGCUGAAAACUCCAUGUUUAAAAGUCUAAUGUGGACAUGCAUGUUGUCUUAUGAACCAUCCAAUCUAUGGUGAAAUAUGAUAGGCAUUCCUGAUUUCCUGUAAAGAAUUGCAACUACAUAUACAAAAUUCAGUUUUGAGCUUCUGCUGCUUUUAGGUCAAUAUGUUGCAAUAAACUUAAAAUUAUAAAUGCUACGAGUACAAUUUUUGUCAAAAUACUA
This is a messenger RNA of Chenopodium quinoa (quinoa), 946 nucleotides long. RefSeq names its product organelle RRM domain-containing protein 6, chloroplastic-like. The transcript has 5 exons. Gene Ontology annotation, molecular function: RNA binding. Lineage: Eukaryota; Viridiplantae; Streptophyta; Magnoliopsida; Caryophyllales; Amaranthaceae. The record is from RefSeq and is a predicted model, not a curated record. Bases 386 to 733 code for a protein of 115 amino acids.